Molecule: messenger RNA, 537 nt
Organism: Carcharodon carcharias (great white shark)
Lineage: Eukaryota; Metazoa; Chordata; Chondrichthyes; Lamniformes; Lamnidae
Product: E3 ubiquitin-protein ligase TRIM39-like
Exons: 2
Coding region: 1-537 (178 amino acids)
Molecular function (GO): protein binding
Source: RefSeq, a predicted model, not a curated record
AUGGAACUGGAGAUGAAAGAGGGGGGAAAAGCUCCAGCCUCUCUGACUCUGGAUCCGGACACAGCGAAUUCCCGGCUCAUCCUGUCUGAGGACCGGACCAGUGUGAGACGCGGAGACAAACCGCAGCGGCUCCCUGACACCCCGGAGAGGUUUGAUCUCUGGGAAUGUGCCCUGGGAUCAGAGGGUUUCACAGCAGGGAGACAUUACUGGGAGGUGGAGGUGGGGAACAAGACUGAGUGGGGUUUGGGAGUGACCCGAGAGUCUGCCGAGAAGAAAGAGGGAAUUGAUCUGAGACCUGAGGCCGGAAACUGGACUGUGUGGCUGCGAGCCGCCCGGGGUUACGCUGCUGGAACCAGUCCACUGACUCCACUGACCCCAAGUGUGAAUCCCCGGAAGAUCGGGGUUUUCCUGGACUAUGAGGGUGGACAGGUGUCAUUUUACAAUGCGGGCAACAUGUCCCAUCUCCGCACUUUCACCCACAAUUUCACUGGGAGAAUCUUCCCCAUCUUUAAUCCAGGACCAAAUGACGCCAGAUAA